CUGAGAACUCAGAAAAUGUCAUUGAAGUCAAUUACAAAAAUUAUUUUCUCACAGGAAAAGUUUUCUAAAUUAUAAAGAAUGGCAGAAAAAAGUUUUGCUGAGGAUAGAAUGGGGCAAAAAAUUGACCGCUGCUUUUCUGAUACAUUUAUCAAAGCAGGCGUUGGAUUUGCACUCGGCGGUGUGUUUAGCUUAUUAUUCUUUAAGCGAAGAGCUUGGCCACUUUAUGCAGGCACAUUCUUUGGCGUCGGUGUUGCUUACAAUAACUGUGAGAAAUCACUGAAUAGUAAUUAAAUUCCAUCGACAAAUCCAUUCGAAGAAAAAAUAAAAUAAUUAUGCCGAGUAAAAAUUAAUCAAAUUUAAUAAAAUACAGAAAUUGUUGAUUGACAAGUGAAAGUAA
Messenger RNA from Clunio marinus, 397 nucleotides. The record is from the annotation of a GenBank genome assembly. NCBI's taxonomy places the organism in Eukaryota, Metazoa, Arthropoda, Insecta, Diptera, Chironomidae.